GCAGAACUUCGACGUUUCGAGCGAAGGCCCCUCGUCGGGAAGUUAAUCAAGACGAAACUAUCAAUCCACAGCUUUCUUAAUGUCUGCGGUGUCAAUAAUAUUAUAUAGACGUAUAUUAAUUUGAUUAUCAAUUAUAUUUUCACUAAGUCAUAACUGAUGCAUCCCAGCAGAGUCCAACAAGAUUCCGUGUGUACUAUGUUAUCAAACUCGCACUAGAAUACUCUAAAAUGACAACAGUAUUGAAAUUCAGUUCAUUAAUUUCCCCUCCUGUUGUUUUAUUGAAGCAGGACACACUCUACAACAAAGACUGAAAAUAAUAGUGUGGGAAUUACCAUAUGAUUGCACCCUGUAGUGUUGGGUAUUUCAUAAUAUCUUGUUGUCAGAGUUUGUCAAAAUCUCGCCAUGGAUGUUAAACCAGAGGUUGAAAUAAAAUUUGAAGAUCAACCAGCAAUCUUUCAUGUUGGUAAAGAAGCCAUAAAAGGAGAUGUUGGCAUAUCAAUCACGAAAUUAAUGAAAACUCAAAUGAUUAAAGUUGAAUUCAAAGGUGUUUGCCAAGUUAACUGGAAGAAACGAGGCGUGUCAGAUGAAAAAUGCAAAAGUGUUGAACAUUUUAACAUCGAAGACAAACUUCUUACACCCAGAUCUGAAUAUAAUGACCUAUUCCUUCGUCCAGGUGUUCAUCGUUUUCCCUUUGUCUUUCAACUUCCACCAGCAAUGCCUCCGACAUUUGCUGCAACGGACGGCAAGAUUGAAUACUUCGCCAGAGUCGUCGUUCACUACCGAGAUGAUGGUUCAAUGGUUUCAAACGAGGUUUGCGCUGAAGCGCCGUUAGUUAUGAAGAAAAGUAUCGGCAACUUUCCCCAAAAGUUCCUCCAAUGUGCCAAACUCAAACAACAACUUACCCUGCCCAAGUUUCUUUCCCGUCCAACCACAAUUGAUGUCGAAGCGAAGAUUCCUAAACGAGUGUACCACCGAGGCGAGAUCAUUCGUUUGACGUGUGACUACAGGAUCUUACACGGCUCUGUGAGUAGUGUGAGCGGUAUUUACGCGGUUCUCAUGCAAGGUUUCAGUGUGAUUAAAGCUAGUGGUCGAGAGAAGACCAAAACCCGUGAAAUACUCCGCGCUCCCCCGUUUCAAGGCAACGGUGAGGGAACACAGUGGAGUGAUACUUACAUGAAUAUACCAGAAGAUAUCUCAUUGACUGUUCAAGGAUGUGGUGGCGUUAUGAUCUUUUAUUUUAUUCAAGUACGAGCAAGGAAGUCUAAAGAAAGAAUUGAUAUUCCUAUUGUGAUUAUAGAUCGUGAUGAGAGUAAAAGUAUUAACCCAGGAAGCAAACGUCGUGAACGAAGACUCUCUCUCACAGGUACAACUGUAGCAGUACCUAAUGUCUUUCAAACAUUCAAUGCACUAAAUAGACAGGAUCCUAUGCGAGCUUCAACAACUUCUAUUGACUCGUUACAGCUGUAUUACCGGGACUGAAACACCGUCCUUAUCACUUGAAGUAUUUUAUACGAAUGUAUUAUAUUAAUAUAUAUUAUAACAGAAGUAAGAACAUAAUUAUAUAAUCAUAGUCAGACUAAUUUCUUUCAACAACAAUGUAAAACUAUAGAAUGCUGUAUCCCGCUUCAUUAUUCCCAAAAUGUCUGUUUUCGCAAUUUCAAGGAACUUUCCUGGUUUUUUUCAAAUCAACAAAUAACAAAGUAUAUUAACGUAGUCGUAGACUAAGUGGAAUUAGCAGUUUAAAUGUAAUUAAUAUACAGUAUUUUUCAUAAUUAUGACAUCUGUUAGAUGAUUGCCUAUUGUUAGACUAUAUAGAAUUUAGCAGUUUGAGUACAAUGAGAUAAAGUCGAAAUAUUAAGAGGUAUUUUAAAUAAUAAAUAUGAUAUUGAUUAGAAGUCCCGUUAACCCAGUGCCAUCGUUGCGUGGAUGGCUCCGGGUACGAGAUUGAUUGAUUAGUUGAAGUUGAGAUGUUCAAGGUAAAUUAAUAUCUAUAUUUGUAUAUUAGUAGCUGUACUGCUUAGGUAAAACACAAUAAAACUACAUAAGAAAUUUUAAGACUUUCUCCGUUUUAAAUGCAUCGCCAGGAAGUGUAAAUCACAUUGCAUUUAUAUAGAGCUUAUAGAUUGAGGAAAUUGUUUCCUGCUCAGUCC
Molecule: messenger RNA, 2150 nt
Organism: Paramuricea clavata
Lineage: Eukaryota; Metazoa; Cnidaria; Anthozoa; Malacalcyonacea; Plexauridae
Source: the annotation of a GenBank genome assembly